Molecule: messenger RNA, 645 nt
Organism: Suillus subalutaceus
Lineage: Eukaryota; Fungi; Basidiomycota; Agaricomycetes; Boletales; Suillaceae
Exons: 2
Coding region: 1-645 (214 amino acids)
Source: RefSeq, a predicted model, not a curated record
AUGAGUGCCAACCUGAUGAUGCCACCUAGUGCCCUGUUCCUUGCAACCUCCACUGCUACUGGCUCCCAGUCCAGCAAAUGUGUAUGCACCAACACUUUACUCAACUCCAUGGAGACAUCAUCUUACAAUUCCAGUGGCACCCCCAUGGCCAGCUAUGCCAACAGUCCCCAGUCAUCAUCUCUCUCCCUUUUGUCAACAUUGGCGCCAUUGUUCCAGCCACCAGCCUUGAAGAAGGCUCAAGUGUCAACGCAUGGUAGCUUGCAGAUGGGGGUGAGCAGCACUGCUAAAGUCGCUGCCAAGAUCACACCAAUGGCCACCGUCAUGAACAUGCAAGGCACUAUAAAUUGCCUCACUGAUGUUAUCGAGAGGAAUAUGAUGGCUCCAUCUGACCUACUUGUUGCGCCAACCAUAAUAUCCUGUGGCCUGUUGAUUUUGCAUGGUGCAGAUGGAGAUCUGCCUGUUUCUCAGAGAGCCAACCUCUUGCAGAUACUUUUGUGCUCUGGAGGCAAGAACAAUCUCGCUGUAUAUGUUGGGCUGGAGGAUGACUUUGAGAUGCGCUUAUCUACCUCAUGUAUCACAUAUCACAUUCUUUGCAAUGCCAAUGGAUUCUCCAUGUCUUUGCUGGCGGGAAUGGAUCAGGAGUAG